AUGACGUUUUCACUUCCUUCUAACACACUUCAUCUGCAGGGAGACCCUUUUUACCGCGUUGUUGAUGAAUUUUGUGGUUCAGAGGCUCUCGAAUUACUUCGAUUUCAAUUAAUCAAUUCUUCGAUGGAUCUGCUUGAAGUAAACGACGUUUUCUCCAUCCUUCAAAUAGAAUCAAAUCAAACAACGACACUUAAAGAACUUUUGGGUGUUUCUGGUACAGAUCAAGCCGGAAAUUAUUCGUUCUUUGUUAUGCCUGGCAUUCGUUUGAAGUUGGAAAGAUUUAUUCGUUCGCUUCGUUCUCUUCUUCCACCAACAAAUCCUGCAUCUAAAUCUACUAUUAAGACUCUAACAAUAUCAUCUGAUCUUCUUCAAAAAUAUCCGUUCUUGAAUGAUCUCAUAUACUGUUUAAGAUCAAACUUAUUCAAUGAUUUCACAUUGGACAAUAUUUCCAAUAUGGUAUCGAAUUUAGCACAUUCUAAAAAUUUAUUUCGUUAUAAGCAAUCAGUGAAAGAU
Adineta ricciae is the source of this 513-nucleotide messenger RNA. The record is from the annotation of a GenBank genome assembly. NCBI's taxonomy places the organism in Eukaryota, Metazoa, Rotifera, Eurotatoria, Adinetida, Adinetidae.